Galendromus occidentalis (western predatory mite) is the source of this 1039-nucleotide messenger RNA. Its product is annotated as glutathione S-transferase omega-1. NCBI's taxonomy places the organism in Eukaryota, Metazoa, Arthropoda, Arachnida, Mesostigmata, Phytoseiidae. The record is from RefSeq and is a predicted model, not a curated record. The coding region runs from base 93 to 797 and encodes 234 amino acids. The transcript is spliced from 5 exons. Gene Ontology annotation, cellular component: cytoplasm. Gene Ontology annotation, biological process: glutathione metabolic process. Gene Ontology annotation, molecular function: glutathione transferase activity; glutathione dehydrogenase (ascorbate) activity.
CGUGUAACACGAAAGGGAGCCUUGUUUCAAAGGGGCGGAGAGUGUCAGACAGAAAUUCCUUCGGGUAGUUUCUCAGGAAACAGUAUAGAGCGAUGUCACUGAAGGCGUUGGGAAGCGGAGCGAGUGAGCCGGAAGCGAAAACAGGAGUCAUCCGGCUGUACUGUCAUCGUUUCUGUCCUUUCAGCCACAGGGCCGUCCUGGUUGCCUUCCAUAAGAAUAUUCCUGUGGAGAUAUGCAACAUCAAUGUCAAAGACAAGCCGGAUUGGUACUUGAAGAAGAGUCCCUCGGGCAAAGUACCUUUACUGGAGAAGGACGGCCGAGUGCUCUCUGAAUCUCUGGUUAUUGCUGAGUAUCUAGAUUCGGUUUCGGAUGGAGCACCAUUGAUCCCAAGAGACCCUUUCGACAAAGCUCUCGAUCAAAUGUUCCUCGAGAGCCUCUCCCUCUUCCCUAUUCUAAAAAUUCACUUCGAAAAUGAGCGACGUGCCGAAUUCUUCGAAGAUUUCAUAGUGAAAGUGAAGCCACUCGUCGACGAGCUAACUAAAAGAGGUCGCAAGUUCCUUGCUGGUGAUGAGCAGCCAGGAUUCGUCGAUUAUAUGAUCUGGCCUUUCUUCCAUCACUACCUCGCUCUCCGCGAAAUCUAUCCUGAGCUGCAGCUGCCAAGAACCGCCGUGCUGGACAGCUGGAUCGCGUCAAUGCAGCAAGAACCAGCCGUCAAGGAAUUAGUAGACGUGAAAAUCUACGCAGAAUUCCUUAAGCUAUACAUGGAAGCGAAAUACGACUUCGACCUUGGUCUCUGAUGACGGUGGUCGUCGCCGAUAUUAUACGCGAGACGUCUUGGAGUCGUAUACGACUGCGCAACGAGGCUCAUGACUUACAAUGAAUAUUUGGCGUCGAAAUCUCGACCACAAAAAAAUCACGUGGGCUUUCUCGAGGAUAUGUUUGGCCUUUCGCUGAAGUUUUUAUGCUCCACGAGGAAUGCUCGAGAAGUUUCUCAUGAGCUCAUGCGACGCAUAUAAUAAAAUAAUUUUCAAGCUACCAA